CUGUUGACUACAUACGGACGGAGUACAAAAUCAAACUGGUAGUGCAAUGAGUAAUUAGUGUUGUGCUAGUCAAGUUUCAGAUCGUUACGUUUAAUGUCGCAAUGUCACAUGUACCUAAAUUUAAACUAAACUAACACGUUAUCGUUCUGAUAUAAAUAGUAAAAGUCAGAGUUAAUUUCAUCAAAAGAAAACAUGAAGACACAUCAGUCGAAAGCAAUACAGCGGAUAAGGGCUGAUAGUUUCAGUACUAUCAAUGAAAAGGCAGUUGAUGAUAUUUCGUUACAGUUCUUCUAUAAUCCACAUACAAUUACCCUUUUACUAAUAUCAAUUGCGGCGCUUAUUUAUUUUGCUUUUGUCAGGGACACUGACACUCUCGAAAAUAAUAUAUGGGCUGGAAUACUAUGCUGCUGUUUCUUCUUCCUCAUUAUAUCAGUAUUGGCGUUCCCCAACGGACCGUUCACUCGUCCCCACCCAGCAAUAUGGAGGUUGGUAUUCGGUAUGAGCGUCCUCUACUUGAUGGUCUGCCUAUUUAUUCUCUUCCAGAACUACAAAACCAUCAGAAGUAUUCUGCUGUGGUUGGACCCAACUUUAACAGAAUUCCAUAUCGACAUGGACAAAGAAUAUGGAGUUAACUGCUCAGAUAUAACCCGGGAAAGGAUAUGGGGGCACAUGGAUAUCUUCGCUUUGGGCCACUACUUGGGUUGGAUGUUCAAAGCCAUUUUAAUACGCCACAAUGGUAUUUUGUGGGCUAUAAGCUGUAUGUGGGAGAUUACCGAAUUAGCCUUUGCCCAUCUACUUCCAAAUUUCAUAGAAUGCUGGUGGGACGCACUUAUUUUGGACGUUUUAUUGUGUAAUGGUUUCGGGAUUUGGUGUGGAUUGAAGAUAUGCAAGAUCUUGGAGAUGAGGGAGUACAAGUGGGUAGGAAUUAAAGACAUUCAUAGUACUACUGGUAAAAUUAAACGUGCCAUGCUUCAGUUUACGCCCGAGAGUUGGACCUCGGUAAGAUGGUUGGAUCCAAAGUGUUCAUACAUGCGAAUUUUCGCGUUGUGCCAGCUGGUACUUUUCUGGCAAACUUCAGAACUUAACACGUUUUUCCUAAAACACGUGUUCGAACUUCCCUCCUCGCACUAUUUAGUAACGGGAAGAUUAAUUCUUAUUGGUGUGAUUGUAGCGCCAUCUGUUAGACAAUAUUAUAGUUAUACUACGGAUACUAGUUGUAAGAGAGUAGGUACUCAAUGUUGGGUGUAUGGUUGUAUAAUGGUAGCUGAAGCUUUAAUAUGUAUCAAACACGGUAGAGAACUAUUUGAACAAACCCAAAUGAUUAAUAUGGUCAUUUGGUUAUUAGUGAUGAUUAUACUAUCCGUAGCAUUUGUGCUGGGCUGUGUCGUUUACUACAAGUAUUAUCCCGAUUCGUUAGAAGUUAGUCCUUCGAAAUCGAAAACGAAGAUUAAAUUCCAGAAUGGAGACAGGCAAGAUGUUAAAGAUGAUUAGAUAAUUUAAUAUUUUGAGGAAGGUAAUUUGAUCGAAUCUUAUUCGAAAAUGUAGUUAAAAAUUUGUAGGAACCGCGCCGAAAUAUGCAGCCAAAUGUAAAUAUAUCAAUCAAUCAAAUUAGAGUUGCGAACUUGCUGAACUAAUUAUUGUGAUAUUAUUGAAAUUUAAACAUUUUUUAAACAACUGGAAGAUACCAUAUAUGCAGGUUCCAUCUUAAGUGCAUAUCUAAAAUUAUUUAUUUUUUGUAAAUAAAUUAAAUAAAAUGCCUACUUUUACCAACACACAAAAAAAAAUUGUAGCUAGUUGUAAAUAGGAGUUAGUAUAAGAGGUGUAUACAAAAAAAGAAAAUUCAACUAAAAUAAUUGAAAAUUUAAGUUCAAGAACGAUGAUUAAACGGAAUAUUUAGUUGAAAAAAAUAAAAUUUAAAUCAAAUUUUAUUUUUCUUUAGCUAUUUUUAGAAGAAAAAUAUUUAUUAAAACGGCAUAAAAUGAUUUCUUAAGAAAUAUUUAGGAAAAAAAAAAGAAACUAGUAAGUGUUAUACAAAAUUUAGUAAAAAAUACUCAAAUUUAACAAA
Molecule: messenger RNA, 2065 nt
Organism: Diabrotica virgifera virgifera (western corn rootworm)
Lineage: Eukaryota; Metazoa; Arthropoda; Insecta; Coleoptera; Chrysomelidae
Gene: l(3)77CDf
Product: phosphatidylserine synthase
Exons: 2
Coding region: 193-1491 (432 amino acids)
Biological process (GO): phosphatidylserine biosynthetic process
Molecular function (GO): L-serine-phosphatidylethanolamine phosphatidyltransferase activity
Source: RefSeq, a predicted model, not a curated record